Molecule: messenger RNA, 2405 nt
Organism: Oncorhynchus mykiss (rainbow trout)
Lineage: Eukaryota; Metazoa; Chordata; Actinopteri; Salmoniformes; Salmonidae
Source: RefSeq, a predicted model, not a curated record
CCGGGCUGUUUUGUUAGCGAAAGGGGGCGUCGAUUACAGUAAAUCCUAAUGUAAUGCAGCUGUUAGGAUAGCCUGCAUAAUGCCAUUGAAUACCUUAUUUUUUAUCUUUCUUUGGAGCAGUUUUGCUUCAAAAUGAUAUGAUCUAAUCGCGGAAACAAUGCCACUAGACCAACAGGAACUCGAGCUAACAUUGGCGCUGUCACUGCUCCUAUCCCGCAUUGACAGCUGGGUUACGCGGAGGCUCGUCGGUCGUAUGCUUUGUGUGAUGCGGGAAGCUGCUGAACGUUUUGUUGUGGAAUGAAAUCGACAUUGUGAUAAAGUCUUUGUUCAUCUUUUCAUUCAAAACGGAGUUUGAAAUUCGGCAAGGAGAGAUGAAGAAUCUACUCCCUGGGAUAGUCCUGACGUUUUUGAUAUUUUUAGAGUGCAUAGAGGCCAAAAAGUACUGCUGGUAUUUUGAAGGCGGAUACCCCAUCUACUUUAUAUGCCGCUCGUACGAGGACUGUUGUGGGACCCGAUGCUGUGUCCGAGCCCUCUCCAUCCAGCGGCUAUGGUACUUCUGGUUGAUGCUGAUGAUGGGGGUGCUAUUCUGCUGCGGAGCGGGCUUCUUCUUCCGCAGGUGCAUGCACCCCUCGCCCCUCAGCGACGAGCAUGCCUUCAACGUCUCCUUCACCAGGCAGCCUGUAUCCACGCCAGUAUCCCAGCAGCCUGGCAUGGUAGGCUAUGGCGACCCCGGCGGCGUCAUGACUUCCCCCCUCACCCCCGUCUACCCCAUCCAGCCCGGCCCCGCCCAUAUGAUGAACGACUACCCUCCACCACCCUCGUACUGCAACCACCCACCCCCGCCUUAUGAACAGAUUUUCCGGACACCAGAGAAGAAGUAAGUCUCAGUAGCGUUUCCCUCCGUUCCUUCUCCUUCGCUGUGACAUCACCAGCAGAACGGACAAGGACAUGAGGGGACAGCCACAGUGUCUGUCCACUGUUAUACCGUCAGCCCAAGUGCUCACCCAGGUCACAGGGACAAGAAACUGAGAACCACCUAGAGGAACAAACUGUCCUUCCUGAGGACCUGGAUACAGACCGGCUCAAUAUGUCUCCAUGGUUUAUAUUUUCAAAAUCAUUCAUUCUUUCUAAUUUACACAAAAGCAUAUAUAUAUAUAUAUAUAUAUAUAUAUAUAUAUAUAUAUAUAUAUAUAUAUACACACACCCGUCUUUUUCUGCUGACAGUGCCAUCUUGAUGAGCAUGGUCUGUGACUGAUCUGUAGUGAGGCACUCGGACUCCUGUAAAUGACACAACUGAGGAAUUUCAAUGGAGAAUGCUGACCCAAGAUCAGCACAUUGCUUCUAGAUGAACAGAUUAAUGUUAGCAUUAUGGUAGAGUAAGCUGACCUAGGACCAGGGCAUAAGAACAGACACUGUCUAAAACUGUACACGAGUGACAGCAAAUUGGAGUUGAAAGCCACCUUGGAGAAGUUACUACACAAGGUGUUUUAAAUAGCUGAAAGGGGUAAAGACUCUGUUAGGAUGCGUCCACACUAAUUGGGCUGCUUGUCUCGUCCUGAAUCCUGUGACUAUAAACACUCCGGGCAGGAAGUCUGAUCGCUGUGAAGGAGGGGAAACGGAUCUGGAUUUAUCAGACCUAUUAUGUGCGUUGGGGAGAGCGGUAAUUUGGAGAGGCAGAUUUUUUUUUUUAAUUUUUUUUUUAAUUCACACUAUGUAUUCCUACUGUGCUGACUGUGGCGAUUCAUCCCUCUGGAUCGGGACAACAAACUGCCACAAACUGGCAAGAAAUCCACUCAACCAGACGGACUCCAAAUUGAGACCAAGUCAUGUGGUUGUCCAUUGUGACAAUUUCAGUCAGUUUUUUGGAACUAUCACCACAGAGGUUCAGUAAUGGUUUUUCAGAGAUCUGGACUUCAGUUUGUAUAGUAAGGAGCUCGACCAGAAUGAGGAUUAACUCAGAUCAAUGCGUUUGUUCCAGACACGCAUGCAUGCAGGUUGCAACUGGAUCACUUUUCACCGAGGAGCUCAAGGACUUUGUUUGCUGUACCUUCGAAGUAUUCACGUCCCUUAUCUUUUUCCACAUGUAGUUGUUACAAAGUGCGAUUUAAAAUGUUUUUUGUUGUCGUUGUUUUUGUCAACGAUCUACACAAAAUACUUGAAUGUCAAAGUGUGGGAAAUAUCCUACAGCCACCACUAGGCUUGAUAAUAUGGAGAGUGGUACUCAGUAAUGCAUUGGAUUGGAUUUGCCCCAAACAUGACACUUUGUUGUCAGGACAAAAUGUUCAAGGCUUUGCCACAUUUUUUGCUGUAUUAUUUUAUUUAUUUUAGUGCCUUGUUGCAAACAGGAUGCAUGUUUUGGAAUAUUUUUUUUUCUAUACAGGCUUCCUUCUUUUCACUCUGUCAUU